AUGUGGCUGCACUGCUGGUUCUGGCAACGCCGCUCUGAGAGCUCCCGGGUAACGCUGACUCAGCUACCUUCACGCAGGCUCCCGGUCACAUCUGCCCACCGUCCUUCAAGCCCCGUGCCCUCCUUCAGAGCUUCUCUCACUCUGGUCACUGGGAUACUUGGGGAGUCGAAGAGCCGCUGUUGGGAUUAUGAAUUCUCCAGUGGCUCUCACUUUGGCAAUGCGACGCUUAACAACGCUCCAGGCUGCAGGGGGAAAGAAGAAAGAAAACCAGCUAAGCAGAAGAAAAUUCUGCAGUUGAAUUUGGUAGUCCACCCCAAGCCAUCCUGCCUUCACUUAGCUGGAGAGGUGCUGGCUGUGGCCCGGGGACUGAAGCCAGCUGUGCUCUAUGAUUGCAACUGUGCGGGGGCAUCAGAGCUCCAGAGCUAUCUGGAGGAGCUACAGGGGCUUGGUUUCCUGACCUCUGGACUUCACAUCCUUGAGAUUGGAGAAAACAGCCUGAUUGUCAGUCCUGAGCAUGUAUGCCAGCACUUGGAGCAGGUGCUGCUUGGUACCAUAGCCUUUGUGGAUGUUUCCGGCUGCCAGCCUCACCCUUGUGUCUGCUCUCUGGACCAGCUUCAGGACUUGAAGGCCCUCGUGGCUGAGAUCAUCACACAUUUGCAGGGGCCGCAGAGGGACUUAUCUCUAGCAGUUUCCCACAGCAGGCUCCAUUCCUCAGACUGGAAUCUCUGUACUGUAUUUGGGAUCCUCCUGGGCUAUCCUGUCCCCUAUACGUUUCACCCGAACCAGGGAGAUGACAACUGCUUAGCUCUGACUCCACUACGAGUAUUCACUGCCCGGAUCUCAUGGUUGCUAGGUCAACCCCCAAUCCUGCUCUAUUCCUUUAGUGUCCCAGAGAGCUUGUUCCCAGGCCUGAGGGAUAUUAUAAACACCUGGGAGAAGGAUCUCAGAACCCGAUUUAGGACUCAGAAUGACUUUGCUGAUCUCAGCAUCUCCUCUGAGAUAGUCACACUGCCGGCUGUGGCCCUCUGACUUUAACUCUCCUCUCAUACAGAAGGUACUCAGUAAAAGAUCAUCUCUAGGUUGGGGAUGGCAAAUAAUCAUCUCAAGUGCCAAUUCCAGGUGUCUUGAGUACACUAAGGCACAAUGCAGUAAUAAUUGGCUGCAAAUGCAAAGGGCAUGGAAAUAGGUAAUGCUGGUGCUGGUAGCAAAUUGGUAAAUAGUACAUACUUGCCAUUUCUAUACCAGGAAGUCCUCUUAGUGGAGAUGUU
Molecule: messenger RNA, 1268 nt
Organism: Saimiri boliviensis boliviensis (Bolivian squirrel monkey)
Lineage: Eukaryota; Metazoa; Chordata; Mammalia; Primates; Cebidae
Source: RefSeq, a predicted model, not a curated record